AUGACCCUGAACAUCAAAGUAAAUCUAUUACAGACCGACUUCAAACAAACAAAAUCCACCUGUUGGAGUCAGAGCCCAGACCUCAACCCCGCAGAGAUGCUGUGGAAUGAGCUGAAGAGAGAUUUUCACACCAGAUACCCUCAGAAUAUGUCUGAACCUAAGCAGCUCUGUAGGAAGAAUGGCCCAAAAUUCCUCCUGAACAUUGUGCGGCGUCUGAUCCGCAUCUUCUGGAAGAAUUUGACACAUCAACAGCAGAGACUGGAGAUGGAGAGCUCGGGGGCUGCGCCGCCUCAGCUGUCAGGGCUGAACCCACGGCCUAACAUGCUCACCUGGUAUUGGCGACAGACUGCCGCACGGCAUGGAGGAUGUUCAAGUUGCCCCUGCGACUAUCCCACCAACAUUCGAUGCUGGACAGACUGGUUUGACAGAGAUGACCCAAGUGGAAAUGGAGACUUCGAAACCCUCGGCCGACUUCGCAGUGAGAACCCAGGAAAGAUCUGCGCUAACCCAAUAGAUAUUGAGGCCAGAACUCUAUCCGGGCUCAGUGUGAGUGCAGCAGGGGAUGUGAUUCAUAAAAUGGACACAACUGCAGGAUUCGUCUGCAGAAAGAGGGACCAAGCCACGAGGAGGUGCAAUGAUUAUCGUGUUCGUUUCAGCUGCCAUCCCCCUUUCUGUGGCGGAGGAGUGUGCUGGACCAAGUGGUAUGACCGCGACAACCCCAGUGGAACCGGGGACUGGGAGCUUUUGACUGACCUGAGGAAUGAAAACCCAGAUGAAAUCUGUGAAAACCCUCUUUUCAUCGAAGCUGUCACCACUGACACAAUGACCCCAGCCCUCGACACAGGGGAGACCUUCUCUAUCUUCAAUCCAACUGAAGGAUUUGUGUGCCGCAAAAAGGACCAGGGAGAUAACACCUGCCGUGACUACAAAGUUCGGUUUGGAUGCCCAUGCAGUGAUAAAAGUCAAGAAGAAUGCUGA
Molecule: messenger RNA, 978 nt
Organism: Seriola dumerili (greater amberjack)
Lineage: Eukaryota; Metazoa; Chordata; Actinopteri; Carangiformes; Carangidae
Gene: muc5.7
Exons: 7
Coding region: 1-978 (325 amino acids)
Molecular function (GO): nucleic acid binding
Source: RefSeq, a predicted model, not a curated record